AAGACUGCACUUCCUCUUCAGCGCACGCGGGGUUCUCUAGAAUCCUCUGAGGCGUCAUUCUAACUCCCACCCCCAACAGUCAUUUCCAACUGCCCGUUGAACGCUCCAGCGUUCGAAAAGAGACACUGGCAGCUCUCUUGACCAUUCAGGCUUCGAGUUCUCUCAAGCCCUUUUCCCCUCCCUCCAUGGGCAUGUGACGAGAUCGGAAAGGCGGGAAAAACUUCAUUUCCUUCACUUUCCCCAAGGGGUAAGUGAGGAAGGAGGACGCUUCUGAAAUGUUCCAGGAUGAUCAGGAAAAUCUUCAAUUUACAGCUGCCUUCCAGAUUCAGUUUUGUUCUAAUGACAAAAAGACAACUACAGGAUGAGAAAAAUGACUUCAGUCUUACGGGACCUUUCAGACCAUGACAUGGUGCACUUCUUCAUACAACCUCAGAUUGUUGCUAGAACACUAGCAGGGGUGUUUUCUCUGGUUAUAUUUGCCUCCUUGGUGACUGAUGGAUAUCAAAACUUGACAACCUCUUCCCAGCUACAUUGUAUUUUUAAUGAUAAUGGGGCAGCCUGCUGCUAUGGCAUCACAGUCGGUGUACUUUCUUUUCUCCAGUGUCUCCUCUUUUUGGGCUGUGAUGUCUAUGAUACUUGCAUUACAAAUCACAAAUUCAAGUAUGCUAUCCUUAUAUUGGAUGUUACUUUCUCUAUGACUUGGACAUGCCUGUGGUUUGUUGGAUUCUGUAUCCUAACCAAUCAGUGGAACCGGUCAACUCACUCCUACCUGCUGGGAACUAGUGCUGCACGGGCUAGCAUUGCCUUUGCCUUCCUUUCUGUUCCAUGCUGGGGAUAUCUAGCCUAUCUGGCUGUGAAAAAUCUGUGGGCUGAGCCACCUGUGCCAUAUAAGCGGACGCUGGAUGAAGGAUCUGUUGCUCUGACCACCCUUUCUACAUCCACCACCACCUCUCUUCCCAAUAAUAUGGGGUUCCCUGAAAACAUGGGUGCAGCUUCCUACCCAUCCAUUCCUGUACCCCAUCGACUAACAUUAAUGAAUACUGAUGACUAAGCAGUUAUUUGUUCCUGUAGUAAAUAAAUUUUACUAAGUUGAUUGUACUGAAUCAAAGCAAAAAUAAAGAUGGAUGGACAAGGAAUUUGUAAAGUACAGUAUAACAUGUCAUUGUGUGUAAUAUUAAUAAUACAUAAAUGCUUCAUAAAGCUUGAAUGUUAGUCCAGAUCUUCUAUCUUUCUUGGGAUGGCGUACAUACCGAUUAUCCUUUAAAGCCAAAUUAAGGCUCAUGUAUUGGGGACCUGUGUAUUAAAAUGCUAAAAGCCAUUAUGCAGGAGGAAAAAAUAAUGCAUAUGGAACUGCAAAGGUACUGUUAUAUUUUCAGGAAUGGAUAUAGCAUUGUGCAAGUAUUAUAGUUAAAAACUUCUUUUAAGAUAUAAAAGCAAACAUAUGGGAAGACUAUUUUCUUUUCUCUAUUGGCAUUGGUAAAUUAGAGACAAAUUGUAAAGCUGUAUGAAGAAUUCUAUAUAUUAUGCCUUUGUCCAACCACUGAUUCAGAUGCUCUAUGCUGCUUAUUUGGGUUAUAUGGAUGCUACAGUAUAAGAUUAUGUAGAAAAAAAUUCAGUAUAAACAACAGGGACUGUGUAUUCAUCCCAGAUGGUCAGAUGUAACUGCCAUAACCAUUAGGGCAAUUUUAUAAUUCAUGUGAUCACAGAAGUGGCUAGCAGCUAUUGCAGGCAGUAUCUGAGGGUAGCACAAAAUACAAAUUUUUGCAAGGAAUUUCAUGGAAAAUGUAAAUAAUAAAGUACCGCAUCUUAAUUUAUCUAAUAAUGAUACAGUAUUGAAUUGUAUUUUUAAGUAAUCAGUUUUCUACAGGAAGCAACUGGAAUCAUGGUUAUUCACAAUGACCAAAACCAGACAACUUAUCAAUUGCUGCUGAAUCAUAGUUAUGUAAAUAAGCUCUGAAUCUUAGCCUAGACAUUCGUUUUCCAAUGACUAAUCACAAUUCAAAACAAAUUGCAAAUUUUGCUUUAUAAAUUUAAGAAAAUCAGCUAUGGAUUGAUAUGGAAAAACAGAAUUAUUUCAACAGAUAGUAAUUUAAUAUGACUGUUUAGAAAUGGCUCCUUCCUAUACACACUGAAUUCAAUGAGACUUAUUUCUAAGUGAUUGUAUAAUAUAAUAAUAUAAUAUAAUAUAACAACAGAGUUGGAAGGGACCUUGGAGGCCUUCUAGUCCAACCCCCUGCCCAGGCAGGAAACCCUACACCAUCUCAGUCAGAUGGUUAUCCAACAUUUUCUUAAAAAUUUCCAGUGUUGGAGCAUUCACAACUUCUGCAGGCAAGUCGUUCCACUUAUUAAUUGUUCUAACUGUCAGGAAAUUUCUCCUUAGUUCUAAGUUGCUUCUUUCCUUGAUCAGUUUCCACCCAUUGCUUCUUGUUCUACUCUCAGGUGUUUUGGAGAACAGCCCGACUCCCUCUUCUUUGUGGCAACCCCUGAGAUAUUGGAACAUUGCUAUCAUGUCUCCCCUAGUCCUUCUUUUUAUUAAACUAGACAUAGCCAGUUCCUGCAACCGUUCUUCAUAUGUUUUAGCCUCCAGUCCCCUAAUCAUUUUGUUGCUCUUCUCUGCACUCUUUCUAGAGUCUCAACAUCUUUUUUACAUCGUGGCGACCAAAACUGGAUGCAAUAUUCCAAGUGUGGCCUUACCAAGGCAUUAUAAAGUGGCACUAACACUUCACGUGAUCUUGAUUCUAUCCCUGUUUAUGCAGCCCAGAACUGUGUUGGCUUUUUUAGCAGCUGCUGCACACUGCUGGCUCAUAUCUAAAUGGUUAUCCACUAGGACUCCAAGAUCCCUCUCACAAGUACUAGUAUUGAGCAAGGUACCACAUAUACAGUACCUGUGCAUUUUGUGUUUUUUUUGCCUAAAUGUAGAACCUUUUUAUAAAAUUGCAUGUUUGUGCAAUCUUGCCUUCAUAGUUUUCAAAGCAAGUAUUCUAAAGAUUUUGCUUUUGAGUAAGCAUAAAUGUACUUUAAGAUGUAAACAAAUUGGAAGUCUAGAUUGGCUGAAAUAUAGCUUGAAUUUUAGUUUCACUGAUUGUUCAGGUUCAUAGCAGCAGUACAACAGAUUAAAAAUGUUUUCAUAUGAAAACAUACAAUUUUUUAUCAAUUUAGAGAUGAAGCAAGAAGUGAUGGGGCAUUUGUAGAAAACAUG
Molecule: messenger RNA, 3199 nt
Organism: Ahaetulla prasina
Lineage: Eukaryota; Metazoa; Chordata; Lepidosauria; Squamata; Colubridae
Gene: SYNGR4
Product: synaptogyrin 4
Exons: 5
Coding region: 362-1051 (229 amino acids)
Cellular component (GO): neuromuscular junction; synaptic vesicle membrane
Source: RefSeq, a predicted model, not a curated record